UAAACAUACUGCCACUAUUCACCGUCUAACUAGCGUCUAAACAGGGGUCAUGCCUCAAGCUCCUAGCUAAGCUACUCUGGCCUUAUUAUUACGACGAUUACGAGGAUCAAAACGAUAAAGCCAUAAAGCAUGCAUGUAUUCCGCACUUUAACAAAUUCAACUUCUACACUCAUUUGAAGGAAAGAAUAAAAUAAUAAGGGAAAAUCAUUUCUCCUUCAUCAUGGAACAGAAUGAACCUGCAGGGGUGCUAAGCUGGCGUCUUAGCUCCCAUCCUAUUACUCUGUUGUGUUUCCUCGGUUUUCGCAUUUGUAGGUUUUACUUUGUUUUGGUUGGUUUGGUUUGGUUUUGCUUGCGCAUGGUUUGAUUUGGGUUUUGAUAUUCAGUAUUUGAGAAAUGAAUGAUUGGAUAUACGAUAUGAGUAUAUUACUGACCUAACUUUCAUAUAGCAAGUCUCCUCGUCUAUCUGUUCGGCAUCCUCUUCACGCAAAACUUGUAAGUCUUCUGUUCCUUCCUUCAUGUUCCCCUGUUCUCCGAUUUCCCAAGCUGAAAUUCAAUCAAAUAGUGUCUUGAUCUUCAUAAUAACUAUCCUCCUCCUCGCUGCCGAUUUCUACUACCUCAAAAAUAUUGCCGGGCGUCGCCUCGUAGGAUUGCGUUGGUGGAAUGAAGUAGAUCCUACAUCUGGCGAUUCGCACUGGGUUUUUGAGUCCUCGGAUCCAAAUACCAAAAUCAUAAACCCUACCGAUAGCAGGUUUUUCUGGCUUGCGCUUUACUCGCAACCAUUGCUUUGGGUGGGAUUGGCUUUUGUGGCUAUUUUUAGGUUUGAGUUUAUUUGGUUGACGUUGAUCGGUGAGUUUUGCCCUUCUCUUGUGGGAUUUAGAUGCGGCAAUGAGAAUGUGUUGAAGUAUAGAUUAGAUUGCUGAUAAGUUUGCUUGUAUAGUUAUUGCCUUGAGUUUGACGGUUACGAAUACGUUGGCGUUCUCGAGGUGUGAUAAGUUUGGACAAGCAUCGAAUUUAGCGGGCAGUGCUAUGUAUGGUUCAGGGAUUGCAGGAAGUAUUGCGAGCGCUACGCUUGGAAGAUUCUUUUCACGCUGAACAAGAGUUGAGAAAAGAAGGUCCAUGAAGAAGUUGUGGCAAGGCAUGUACGGGCACAACGGUUAUAAUACCAGAAUGAAUGAAGCUUGAUAAAUUUGGUCCCUCUUUUGCGACGCAACGGGUUCGCCACGGCAUGGCUGGAGUCAAUAUUGUUAUGUGGGUGUUGCUAGGUACUAAUGUUGCAAUGGUGGCGUUCAAGUAUCAAGGUGCUGGUGUCUCAAAGGCUCUUCUGUUCAAGAUCAACAAGAGCUAAAUUAUCACUAGUAUGCAAUCGCUCGUACUUGGAAGAACUUCCUUCAAUGUAACAGUUGCCUCUUCGCAACGAAUUUUGAUGCUAUGCUGCUAUUGUGGGAGGAUGAAGGGUUGAACUUAAAAAUCCGAAAAAAAGGAACAUGUACUCCAAUAUCUGUACGAUUAAUGAAUGUUUGAAAUAUUGCGUUUUGAGUAAACGCUUUUUGGUGUAUGGAUCACGAGGGAUAAAGCCAGUUUGCAGUCACUCUCAUAUGAUUACCUACUAUCUUUUGAAAAUAAUAGCCCCAGCAGUGUUUUC
Molecule: messenger RNA, 1642 nt
Organism: Sclerotinia trifoliorum
Lineage: Eukaryota; Fungi; Ascomycota; Leotiomycetes; Helotiales; Sclerotiniaceae
Source: the annotation of a GenBank genome assembly